Electrophorus electricus (electric eel) is the source of this 5277-nucleotide messenger RNA. RefSeq names its product small G protein signaling modulator 1b (gene sgsm1b). Gene Ontology annotation, molecular function: GTPase activator activity. Gene Ontology annotation, biological process: activation of GTPase activity. NCBI's taxonomy places the organism in Eukaryota, Metazoa, Chordata, Actinopteri, Gymnotiformes, Gymnotidae. The record is from RefSeq and is a predicted model, not a curated record.
AUUUACUUGGCAAUAAGAUUCGUGAAGAGGGGGCGCGGCCAAAACCUGCACAGCUGUCUCUGUGUUAGGAUUGGCUUUCAUGUAACCAAUGGAACAAGGGCGUGUGUGGACGAGAGUGGUAUGCGGACCUCGCAUAAACAUGAUAGAAUUGUAGAAAUUACCACAAGCCAUAAAGUAUUACAGAAUAUCAGCAUUUUGGGUUUGGUAAUUGAGAAUGUUGGCGCGAAAUCCCAUGUUUAACAAGGACGUCUCGGUGAUGCCACACCCUGGAAAUGCGCAGCACUGACUCACGGUGACAAUUUCAGUGUUUUUGCCUGUGUGACGGACGCCGGAUCCUGCGUACGUUUUCAUCAGUAAGCUGGGCUGGUGAGGAAUAACAAGAGGUCUACAAUUUGAAAUAAUAUAUAAUAACCAGGAGUCAAAAUGGGAGAAACAGAGACGCGUCAGCGACUGUUGCGCAGCGUGAAGAAAGAGGUGAAACAGAUUAUGGAGGAGGCAGUAACUCGGAAGUUUGUUCACGAGGACAGCAGUCAUAUUAUUUCUUUCUGUGCUGUGGUGGAAGCCUGUGUUUUGCAUGGGCUAAAGAGGCGGGCAGCAGGCUUCCUGCGUAGCAACAAGUUGGCUGCGCUUUUUAUGAAGGUGGGGAAGAUCUUUGCUCCUGCUGAGGAGCUGUGCAUAAAGGUGCAAGAGCUGGAGCAGAUAGUCGAAAACAAACAGAACCAAUCUCAAAUGAGCCAGGAGAGCAUCCGUAAGCAGCCCUGGGUUCCCAACCUCACACCCCAGGCCAUCAAACACCUGUGGAUCCGCACAGCACUGACUGAGAAAGUGCUGGAUAAGAUUGUUCUGUACUUAGUGGAGAACAGCAGUAAAUUCUAUGAGCGAGAAGCUUUGCUACGGGAUCCAGUUGAUGGCCCAAUCCUUGCAUCUUUACUGGUUGGUCCCUGUGCUCUGGAGUACACCAAGGCAAAGACAGCUAACCACUUUUGGACAGACCCCUCUGCGGAUGAGCUGGUACAGAGGCACCGUAUCCACAGUGGCCACUGCCGUCAGGACUCACCCACCAAACGUCCCGCUCUAAUCCAGAAAAGGCAGUCGAGUGGCAGCAUGGAUGACAGGCCGUCUCUGUGGGCUCGGGACUAUGUGGAGUCUCUCCAUCAGAACUCCAGGGCCACGCUGCUGUUUGGCAAGAACAAUGUCCUAGUUCAGCCAACCGAUGACAUGGAAGCUAUCCCAGGAUACCUCUCUCUCCAUCAGACUGCAGAGCUUAUGACGCUGAAGUGGACACCAAACCAGUUGAUGAAUGGCAACAUGGGGGAGCUUGAUUAUGAAAAAAGCGUAUACUGGGAUUAUGCAAUGACAAUUCGUCUAGAGGAAAUUGUCUAUUUGCACUGCCAUCAACAAGUGGACAGUGGGGGCACCGUGGUUUUGGUGAGCCAAGAUGGGAUCCAGAGACCACCUUUCCGUUUCCCAAAAGGAGGUCAUCUGCUACAGUUCCUCACGUGUCUGGAGACAGGACUUCUUCCACAUGGCCAACUUGAUCCACCCCUAUGGUCUCAAAGGGGAAAGGGAAAGGUUUUCCCAAAGUUACGGAAAAGAAGUCCACAUGGGUCCUGUGAGUCGUUUUCUGACAAGGACGAUGAUGAGGCAACAGAUUAUGUGUUUCGCAUAAUAUAUCCAGGCAGUCAAGAGUUUGUUGGCCCGGAACUGAUGGACCAGAGCAUGAGCAUGUGGCAGCCCACUCCAAGGAGGUCUUCCUGCUCUUCCUGCUCUCAGAAUGGGUCUUCUGAUGGUGGACUUCCCAAUGGUUGCAACCAUGACAGGGCUCCCCUGAAGUUACUGUGCGAGACCAUGAAGUACCAGAUCAUUUCUCGUGCUUUCUAUGGCUGGCUGGCCUACUGCCGCCACCUGUCUACAGUCCGCACACACCUCUCUGCUCUUGUGAAUCCCACUAUCAUUGAGCCUGACAUUCCCUACGAUGCCAAAGGAGGGCUUUCCACAGAAGUGUGGCAGACAUUUCUUCAGGAUAGUUCUGCAUACGAAGAGGCGGAGCUUCUCCGGUUGGUGUACUAUGGUGGCGUGGAACCCACCCUGCGUAAAGAGGUGUGGCCUUUCCUGCUGGGCCACUACCACUUCACCAUGACCGCAGAAGAGAGGAAAGAGGUGGAUGAGCAGGUCCGCACGUGCUAUGAGCAGACUAUGAGCGAGUGGCUGGGCUGUGAGGCCAUCGUGAAGCAGCGUGAGAAGGAGCAGCACGCCACAGCGCUCGCAAAGUGCGCCUCUGGGGCCAGCGUGGACUUACCGCAGGACUCCACCAUUAGCACUGAUUCUUCCCAGAGCAGCAGCUCAGAGAAACAGAGCAAUGCCUGUUCUCAGAGUGAAUCAAACAGUAGCACUCAGGUGUUUGGGUCUGUUGAUGAGGUUGACCCAAUUGAAUCUGAACCUAAGCCAAAAGAUGAGAAGCCACAGCCAAGAAUUCCAAAUGGUGCACUUCCCAACUGUACCAGUUCUCCAGACUCUGGACAUCCAUCCUCUCGCAACUUCUCUGUCACAUCUGGACUCUCAGAUUGCUCCCCAAGCACAGAGGAUGCAUCCGCACAAGAGUCUGGAACUAAAACAGUGGUGCCAGAGCCAUCAUCAGUAACUUCUGUAGAACCUCCAACUACAACAGGCCUUGAAAACAAGCUCAAAGAAGAACCAGCAGAACAGAGCUCCUCAGCUUUGAACACAAAGGAGAAACUUGUCAAAUCACACACAAGUGACCUCGCUGCAGAAGAUGAGUUGAUCAAACCUCAGGAAAAUGAGGAAUUAGAGAAUUCUGAUGCCAAAGAAGCUAAAAGGACUGACUCACUCAACUGCAUGGAAUUUCAGAAGGAGAAAGCAAAUUUAAAUGAAUCAUCUGAGAAUAAUUUUUGUGAAACAGUAGCAAGCACAUUACCUGUAAUACAACAGGCUAAGUGUUUUGAAGCUGAAGACACAAAGUCUGCAGACAACAAUGAGAAGAGAAAGCAAGGAAUUCAGGCAUCAGAGUCUUCUACUGAAGAGAUAACUAUAUCCUUAGAGGGAAUCGGGGACUUACAAAUUGAGACUGAGGCUCAGAAAAAUAUUGAAACUGUAGAUAAAGGAAAAUCAGUCUGUGAGGAAACCAGAGAUUUGGAAAUGCAAGAAAACAAGGAAACACCUAACAAAUGUGAUCCUCCUCAACCACCAACUAAAGAAUGUUCUGUGGAUGAAACAAAAACCAUAGAUGCAAGCAAGCCUGAGGAUGAAGGAGAACUAUCAUUGUCUGAGUCAAAUAUGACCAGCGAACCAAGCACGGAAUCUACUGAAACAAAAACAAAGUCUCCUCAACUUCUCUCUGAAUAUCAACACAUAGAGUUGCUAAUGAACAAUACAUUUGAUGCCGGGAACCCAGCUGCACAAGCUGCAAUGAAUUGGGACUCAGAUCCGUGUAGGGCUAAAGUAUUAAUCAAACAAAUUACUGAACCUGUGCCCGAGAGCUGCAUUUCCUUUUCGUCUUUGUCAAAGCAAUCACCAGACAUGUCUGAUGACUCUCAGUCUGCUCUUGAAAUGGAGGAAAUCCCAGCCGCUUUGGUUUAUAUGCCGGCAGAGGAUAUCCUGGCCAAGGCUCCCAUCACUUUGUGCUCUCCCUUGACUCUGUCAAGCCCUCUGGAAAAACCAGUGGUGGCUAUGCCUGCUCUGGAGCUGUGUAUGGAUGCAGGCCUGACUACUAGCCCAGAGGGCACUGAAUCAGCUCUGUCUGAGGAAGAGCCAGAGAUGGAGAGUCUCUUCCCCAAACCAGACUCUCUAGCUGUAGGAGGGGAACAUAAAAAUGAUGUUGCGUCUCCGGUGUCCUCUAUCGGGACCACUUACUCUCAAGAGCUGCUAGACUUGUACACCCUAAACCUGCACCGCAUUGACAAAGAUGUCCAAAGAUGUGACAGGAACUUUUGGUAUUUCACCACUUCCAACCUAGAGAAACUACGCAACAUUAUGUGCAGUUAUGUUUGGCAGCAUCUAGAUAUUGGCUACGUACAGGGGAUGUGUGACUUACUUGCGCCCCUGCUUGUGAUUCUUGAUGAUGAGGCCCUGGCUUUUAGCUGCUUUACAGAGCUCAUGAAAAGAAUGAACCAGAACUUUCCACAUGGAGGAGCGAUGGAUACCCACUUUGCAAACAUGCGCUCCCUUAUUCAAAUUCUUGAUUCAGAACUCUUUGAAUUGAUGCAACAGAAUGGAGACUAUACCCACUUUUACUUCUGUUACCGGUGGUUCCUCUUAGACUUUAAGAGAGAAAUGGUGUAUAAUGACGUGUUCUCCGUAUGGGAGACCAUCUGGGCUGCCCGGACCAUCUCCUCUGGACACUUUGUGCUCUUCAUUGCCUUGGCACUUGUUGAGUUGUACAGAGAUAUCAUUCUUGAGAACAACAUGGACUUCACUGACAUUAUCAAGUUCUUCAAUGAAAUGGCAGAGAGGCAUGAUGUCCCACAGCUACUGGUGAUGGCCCGUGAUCUGGUCCACAAGGUCCAGAUCCUCAUAGAGAACAAGUGAUUCAGCAUCUUUCUCUAUUCACUCGCUGUUGUCCAAUAAAAAGACUGUGACCUUUUUUUGCAUUUCAUAUAUUCAGGCCCAGCUGUUAAAUUGCAUCUUCUUCCUGACCUCCACAGAACCCUGCUGAGAGUAGGUCUAUAUCAGGUAAAAAGCAGGAUCUAGAAGAACCCGUCAAAUUUAACUUAACUUGCUGGAGAGCAAUAACACCCAAAAACUGAUUACACUGGAAAGUGGGUCUGUAUGGCAGUAUACAGUCCUUUGCAAAAGAAUGGCCAAUUUUGUAUGAGAUUCUAAAGUUGUAGACUGCAUAUGGCCACAGUAGUGGAGUUGACAGAGUGCUCGUCCUCCAACAGAGAUUCUUUGAAAAGCACAAAAUAUUGAAAUCAUGGUCGUCUUGUUUUUAUCUGUGAAAAUUAGAAACAAUUAUCAAGAGGGGUGCUGACUAGAAAAAGAUAUUUACUGAAUAUUUUUUUGUUUGUUACAAGUAUUUUUUGCACGGAAACCUUAGUCUGUGUCUUGGCACAUCGUUCUAUUUUCAGGUAUUAUCAAACUUAUAUUGCAGGUGAAAAGAUAAUGAUUUUUGUAAUUAUCAUUUAAGUUUUCAGCCCCCAGUGACUCUGUCACUCAGUGACAUGUUGAGCUGCUACACAAUUAUGUACCUCACUCAGCGAACCAACCUUAAUCAAAAACAAUAUCUCUCUCUCUCUCUCUCUCUCUCUCUCUCUCUCUCUC